AUGAUUCCUCAUAGGAGCACGGGGCUGUUGGCUAUCAUUGUCUUUGUCGCGCUCCUCCUUUUUAUCUUCUCGGCCUCUCCCAUCCCUGAGCCGACACUCGAAACGGAAGAGGGUGAAGAACCCACGAAGUAUCAUGUCCCGUUACCGAAACUCCCGUCGCUGAGCAACUUCCACCUACCGUCUUUCCGUCCUCCAUCGCACGAACCCCCGGCCGAGCAAACAAACAGUACGAGCGGCGAGUCGAAAUGGUUCAGCACCUGGGAAUGGAAGAAUCCCUUCUCGUCGGCCAUUACCCUGGAUGAGAAUCGCUCCGUCCUUCCUCCGCUGCAGGAACGCCGUCGCAUCUACACCUAUUACAACCCUAAAUAUAACCCGAAGAAGCACAGUGGCAAGGACUUGAAGGACGACCACAAUGCUGAUGAUCAACUUCUGCUCGCCUGGCGACGAGCCUGGUUCGCACAGGGAUUCCGGCCUGUGAUCCUUACCCCCGGUGACGCUAUGAAGAACCCAUACUACGAGGUCGUACAGAAGCUGAAACUCAAUGCGGAUUUGGAAAACGAGGUGUUCCGUUGGUUGGCUUGGGGCCACAUGGGAGCUGGAAUUCUGGCCGACUUCGAAUGCUUCCCCAUGGCUCGAUACGACGAUAAUCUGUUGACGGCUUUGCGACGGGGAAUGACGCCCGAGUUCAUCACACGUUUUGAUAACUUCCAAGGUGGACUCUAUUCUGCUGAGAAGCAGCGAAUUGACCAGGCCAUUGAAGGUGCCGUUAAGAAGCUGGACGAGAAAUCUACUUCCUUCUCGGAUCUGAUCGACCCAGCGUUGUUCAAGGUGGAGCAGCCAACUGCCCUGGCAUACUAUAAAUCCUCUAGCAUCACCUCGCACUAUCCGACCGUCCAUGAGAAGAUUGGCCAAAGCCCCGCAGCGGGCCGACUACAGCUUGUGGAACUCAUCAAUGGGCAUCUCCACAACACUUUCCAGAACGCCUUCCCAGCCGGCCUGGCUGUGUUGAAGCCCUUCCCUCAACAUACCACCGCGCUGGUGGAACCGGCCCUACGCUUGGCCAAGGCUCUCAUCCAAUGCCCGGAGUCUCCGAUGCCAAACUCUUGCCCUCCCAACAUUCCCGAAUGCCGCCCCUGCGGCUCCGCUAAGUCGCCCAUGCGGAUCAGUCAGCCAGCAAGCUUCAAAAACACCACCUUCUUGUUCACCAUCGGUACUCUGCCUCACCCGUAUACCCUGAUCAGUCUGCAGAAGAGCUCCGAUCAAGUGGAUACGCGCCAGAUCCGUCGUGAGACUGAGCGUGAUACUUGGUUGACCGAGGUUACCAAGGAACACCUGGGAGACGAGCUGGGCGGCUCCUCCCGGGGCACAGUAUUCAAACAGGUUGUCGCUGGUGACCAGGCCGUUGCCAACUCCCUGUGGAUGACCGUCGAGUCACUUCCUGCAGAGGCUGGACAAAGUCUUCCAGCCGAGCUUCUGGAUGAGUUCGAGUGGCAAUUGGGAUUCAAGAUCCCCCGUAGUGGUGCGAUCGACCCGAAUACGGCCGGUGACAAGGAGAGCGUGCAGAACAAGAACCCUAGCCAGCAGGGCGUAGGCAAAGAGUAUGAAUUGAUUAGAAAGGCCCGUGAGGUGAUCAACAACAAGAACGUCGAGGGGGUCAACAUGAAGGAUGUCGCCGAAGCCUGGAAUCUGGCGGACACCGAAGUGUGGCGAUUCGUAAAAGCGUAUCGGGCUCGAAGUGUCGUUGAGCGCAAGCAGUGGGAGGAAGAGGAGAAGGCCUUUUCUAGCUCCUCUCAAUAG
This is a messenger RNA of Penicillium cataractarum, 1797 nucleotides long. RefSeq lists its product as uncharacterized. NCBI's taxonomy places the organism in Eukaryota, Fungi, Ascomycota, Eurotiomycetes, Eurotiales, Aspergillaceae. The record is from RefSeq and is a predicted model, not a curated record. The transcript is spliced from 2 exons. The coding region runs from base 1 to 1797 and encodes 598 amino acids.